CUUUAACCAAUAGAUAUGCCUGCUGGGAGCACUGAGUAAACUGCUUAUCUUAACUAGGUUUGCUAAAGAAGACUGCUCAACAGCUGCACUUCAAACCAGGGGUGGACUGACAACUCAAAGGGCCCCUGGGCAAUAGGGGAUCAUGGGGCCCCUGUGUCCUUGCCCAAACUCAAAAAAGCCUAUGAAAAAGGUACCAGGGGCAUCUCAUGGGGCCCCCUACAGACCCCGAGCCCUCGGGCACUGCCCGAUUUUCCAAAUGGUCAGUCCGCCCCUGACCAGAACU
Molecule: messenger RNA, 283 nt
Organism: Staurois parvus
Lineage: Eukaryota; Metazoa; Chordata; Amphibia; Anura; Ranidae
Source: the annotation of a GenBank genome assembly